Molecule: messenger RNA, 3273 nt
Organism: Helianthus annuus (common sunflower)
Lineage: Eukaryota; Viridiplantae; Streptophyta; Magnoliopsida; Asterales; Asteraceae
Product: disease resistance protein RGA2-like
Exons: 2
Coding region: 108-3026 (972 amino acids)
Biological process (GO): defense response to other organism
Molecular function (GO): ADP binding
Source: RefSeq, a predicted model, not a curated record
AGUAGAUUGGAAACUAACGACCUUUCAAAAUCUCCACUUUCUUGCUUUGGUUUUGAAACAUACUGUUCUUGAUUUCCAUUAAUACUUUUUAUUCUAAAUUUCUAAUCAUGGGAGAUGGAGCAGCUUCGGCCCUUGUGAAGGAUGUGUUGGGGAGACUGAAUUCUGUUGAUAUCCAAGAGUUCGGUCUACUUUGGGGGUUCAAUGAGGAUGUUUUGGCUCUCAAGGACGAUUUCGAUCGGAUCAAAGGUGUUCUUCAAGAUGCAGAAGAGAAACACAGCAAGGAGAAGGCUGUAGGGUUAUGGCUCAAGAGUCUCAGAUCAGCAUCCUUGGAGGUAGAAAAUGUGUUGGACGAGAUCUCGACUGAAGCUUUGCUACAACGUCUAGACAAAGAAAGAGGCAUCAUAUAUAGUGUAAGCGCCUUUUUCUCAUUUGAUCAUAAUCCACUUAUGUUCCAAGUUAGGAUUGCUUACAAAGUUAAAGCCAUAAGAACAAAAUUGGAUGCCAUUGCAUCUAAGAUAUUUGAGUUAAAGUUGACCCCUUUAGGUGCCAUAAGUUAUGUAGAUGUGGGAGUUGAAGGUCAGAUGCCAGAUAGGGAAACCAGCUCGCUUAUACAUUCUUCAAUUAUCGUUGGAAGAACUGAUGAUAUGAAUUUGGUAACUGGCAAGAUAUGUAACAAAGAUGUAGGAAAACAUGAUAAUGAUGAGAUUCGGGUGUAUUGUAUAUGGGGUAUGGGAGGUGUUGGAAAGACUACUCUAGCUAAACUAGUCUAUAACCAUGAAAGCGUGAAUCAAUAUUUCAAGUUAAAAUUUUGGAAAUUUGUCUCAAAAAAGUUCCAGGUUAAAGAGAUAAUAAAAGAAAUCAUUGAAUCCAUAGAUAAACGUAAGUGUGGACUUCCACAGCUAGAUAUGUUGCAAGAGUCUCUUCAGAGCAAGUUAAAGGGAAAUAAAUUUUUAAUUGUACUAGAUGAUGUUUGGAUAGAAGACGGUGAAAAGACCCAGUGGGAUCAAUUAAGUGAAACAUUAAGUUGUGGGGCAGAAGGGAGCAUUGUUGUGAUCACAACACAAUCCCAGACAACUUGUCAAAUGAUAACUAAGGUCCCCGAGUUAGAACAUGAAUUGGGAUGUUUAUCGGAGGAGGACUCGUGGUUAUUAUUCAAAAAGCUUGCAUUUGCAGAAGGAAGAAAGGGGGAUGACAUAAGCGAGCUAGAGCCUAUUGGAAGGGAAAUAGUUGAGAAAUGUGAAGGACUGCCUUUGGCGGUGAAGACUUUGGGUGGCUUAAUGUGGUCGAAAAGUAGUACAAGCGAUUGGCAACGUGUGAAAGACAAUAGCAUAUGGGGGUUGCAAGAAAAUAACAACUUCCCUGCUUUGAAGUUAUGCUAUGAUAACUUGCUCCCACAUGUAAAGAGAUGCUUUGUUUAUUGUUGUUUGUUUCCUAAAGGCUACAAUAUGGAAAAGGAUGUAUUGAUUCCAUUGUGGAUGUCAAAUGGUCUUAUUCCACCUAGAGGAGAAAUAGACUUAUAUGUGCUUGGGGAAGAAAUUCUUAAUUGUUUGGUUUGGAAGUCCUUCAUUUUUAAGACCAAGGAAUUAUCGGGUGCUAGAUAUAUAAUUCAUGAUCUUAUGCACGACAUGGCAAGACAUGUGAUGGGAGAUGAUUGUUUAGUUAUAGAGCCACACAAACAGGUUGUAAUCCCAAAUGAAGCCCUUCAUUUGAGUUCCUCAAGUCCAGAUUUUCAGUUUUCACUCGAGGAUCUAGGGAAGUUAGCAUCGUUAAGGUCAAUAUUCAUGUUCGGGAAGAUGAAUGAAGGUAGCAUUAGCCAAAUUUUCAACCACGUCUAUCUGAGGGUAUUACACUUGUCUGGUAUUUGGUUAAAGACAUUGCCUGAAUCAAUUUGCAAACUCAAAUAUCUGAAAUACUUGAAUUUAUCACAUUCAAGUAUAGAAGAUUUACCCGACUCAAUUAUUUAUCUCCAAAACUUGCAAGUGUUGCUUUUGUUUUCUUGUCAGAAACUACGUGAAUUGCCUGAAUCAAUUUGUGAACUCAAACAUUUGAAAUACUUGAAUUUAUCACAUUCAAGUAUAGAAGUAUUACCCGAUUCAAUAAUAUAUCUACAAAACUUGCAAGUGUUGCUUUUGGAUUCUUCUCAUUUGGGUAAAUUACCUGAAGGCCUAAGACACAUGAAGAAUCUUAAAUGUUUGGACAUUAAUCAUUGUUAUUCACUAUUGCAAUUACCAAUAGGAAUAAAUGAACUAACUAGUCUCCGAAUACUUUCGAUGUUUCCUGUUGAUAAAAAAGGUGCGGCCAAAAUAGGGGAGUUGGGGAAUUUAAAUCUUCUCGAGGGAGAAUUGGAGAUACUAUUACUUGAGAAUGUUGGAGGUUUAAGUGAGGCCAAGAGUGCCAAUCUCAAAUCCAAAAGAAACAUGCAGGUUUUGAUGUUACGUUGGUCGGGUAUUCGUCAUUGGGAUACUAGAGGAAAUAUGAGAAUUGCACAUGAUGAAGAGGUUCUCGAGGGAUUAGAGCCAAAUAUGAGUCUCAAGGAAUUGAAAAUACAUUUUUACAUGGGAAAAACUAUUUGCCCAAGUUGGAUGGAAGGUUUAAGAAAUUUGGUUGAAAUUAGUUUUUAUUAUUGUAAGAACUGUGAGCAUAUUCCAUCAAUAGGGAGAUUACCCAAUCUUAGGGUAAUUCACUUGUCGAUAAUGGAUUCUCUGAAGUGUUUCUAUGAUAAUGAGGAAAACAUGUUAGCAGACACCAGCAAUAUGUUUCAGUGUUUACAAAAACUAGACAUUUACAACUGUCCCAAUUUGGUUUCCUUGCCAAGUAACCUUCCAAAACUCGAGGCGUUAAGAUUAGUUGAGUGUGACAAAUUACUUUCUCUGCCGGAGGAGAUUCAAAGUUUUAAGGAUCUGAAUAAACUUGUGAUAAUCAGUUGUAAACUUCUAAGUAAAAGGUGUGAAAAGGAGAUCGGUGUAGAUUGGCCUAAAAUUUCUCACAUUCCGCAUAUCAGAACUGACUCUCCAAGUUACAUUUGAAGCCGGAGACAAGAUUGGCGAAUUAUGGGAAAUUGGCGAAUUAUGGGUUCAACAGCAAGCUAAAUGAAAUCAUGGUUUCUAUGAAUUUGUUUUGUUUACUUUGUUUGUUUAUAUAAAGUAUUAUAAUUUUGUUUUGAAGCUUCCCUAUUAAAAACAUGUCAUAUUCUCUUUAGUUUCAGAUUCCGCAAUAUAUGUAUUGGAUUGUAUAGCACUCUCAUUCACCUAAUAAACAUAUUUCUUGCUGUUG